Saccostrea echinata is the source of this 1325-nucleotide messenger RNA. RefSeq names its product orexin receptor type 2-like. NCBI's taxonomy places the organism in Eukaryota, Metazoa, Mollusca, Bivalvia, Ostreida, Ostreidae. The transcript has 5 exons. The record is from RefSeq and is a predicted model, not a curated record. Gene Ontology annotation, biological process: G protein-coupled receptor signaling pathway. Gene Ontology annotation, molecular function: neuropeptide Y receptor activity. The coding region runs from base 94 to 1299 and encodes 401 amino acids. Gene Ontology annotation, cellular component: membrane.
AUUUGAAUUUCAUAAUGUUUUGAUAUAUUCAAAGACUGAUGGUGGUAUAAAGAAAGAUUGCGCUGUUCAUCUUAAAGAGAACUUUAAAUUAGUAUGCUAAUGGAGAACUUGACUAACAUUCCGGAAAAUCUUACCGGGGCUCCUGAAAACUCCUCUGUCGCAACUCGAUGUUCAGACGUGAUCUGCCUAAACGACGAAGAGUACCUAGAUUAUUUAGAGGACUACGUUUUUCCAGAGGACUGGGAAUGGGCCAUCAUCAUUCUGUACGCCAUAACAUUUGUGGUUGGACUAUCUGGGAAUGUUCUGGUCUGUUUUGCUGUAUGGAGAAACAGAUCCAUGAGGACAGUGACAAAUAUUUUCAUCGUGAAUUUGGCAAUUGCAGAUCUUACCGUGAUCAUAAUAUGCCUCCCACCAACCCUUUUGGCUGACGUGACAGAAACUUGGUAUUUCGGAUUCGUAAUGUGCAAAAUAGCAUUAUUCUUGCAGGUGACUUCCGUAGCAGUUUCUGUGUUUACACUAAGUGCCAUCUCAGUGGAGAGAUGGUACGCCAUUUGCUAUCCACUCCGCUUCAAAAGUACCAAGAGGAGGGCAAAAAUAAUCAUACUUGUCAUAUGGAUCAUCGCCUUUCUGCUUGCCUUACCCGAAGUCAUCGUCGCUGACCUGAUACGCUUUGUACAACGUUCGUAUAUAGAUCUUCUGAUCACGUGUCGACCUCACUGGCCCGAUAUGUCCAACCAGGUGGUAUACCAAGGCGUACUUAUAGUGCUUAUGUAUCUACUCCCGCUAGUUUUGAUGACUGUGACUUACAGUAUGAUUGCUGUGGUCCUGUGGACGGGCAAAAUUCCGGGUGCCAUAGAGUCCGCCAAUAAACCUAUGAUGGAUAGCAAAGUAAAUAGAGCCGAGGAACAACUGGAAUCACGGAAGAAAGCCGCCAAGAUGCUCAUCACGGUCGUAAUUGGGUUUGCCGUCUGCUACUUUCCCGUUCACCUGUUUAAUAUUCUCAGAUAUGCAAAUGCGUUAAAAUCUGCUCCACCGCAAUCCAUUCAGUUAAUGUCUGUGAUUUCCCACUGGCUACCGUACCUCAACAGCUCUAUAAACCCCAUUAUCUAUAACUUCAUGAGCGCCAAAUUCAGAAAAGAAUUUGCAACUGCUUGCUGUUGUAUAAAGAGAAAGAGGGCAUUCAGUGUACAUUAUAGAAGUGGCGUGUCAACGUUCAGCAACGCCUCGCAAUACGCCAAUCGCAACAACAGCAACUCUUGCACGGAACAAGUCUUAUUGUCCACAUAUACCGAUAGAUAAUGAAUUCUUUCACCUCCGUUUUAAAU